Molecule: messenger RNA, 2727 nt
Organism: Oncorhynchus gorbuscha (pink salmon)
Lineage: Eukaryota; Metazoa; Chordata; Actinopteri; Salmoniformes; Salmonidae
Gene: cplx4c
Product: complexin 4c
Exons: 4
Coding region: 236-721 (161 amino acids)
Biological process (GO): synaptic vesicle exocytosis; neurotransmitter transport; regulation of neurotransmitter secretion
Cellular component (GO): SNARE complex; terminal bouton
Molecular function (GO): syntaxin binding
Source: RefSeq, a predicted model, not a curated record
AGUAGGCUACCUGUAAUAAGCUAAUCUCUUGAGCGGUUUUACUCCAGACAGAAUACAUGGACACCCAGAUCCCAUCACCUUGACAGACAACAGCUUAUGGUGACACCAGGGAAAGUUAUACUCUACAGAACAACAACAUCAUCCCAGCUCUUCUUAAACUCUUCAAAUCAAAAAAACAUAUUUUUGCAGUGAGCAGUGCUCCGCUGUAGUUCCGUAGCUCGUCAGUUGGUCCAGGAUGUCGUUCAUGAUGAAGGCCAUGUUGGGGAGUAAGUUGAAGGAUAUGACUGGAGGAGGAGGAGGAGGAGAGGUUGAGGUGCCAGCAGGCGAUGUGAAGGAGACCCCUGAGUCUAAAGGAAUGUCCAGAGAGGAGUUUGAGGACUACCAGCGACAGCUUAUAGAGGAGAAGAUGGAGAGGGACAAGGAGUUUGCCACAAAGAAGGCGGAGAGGGCCAACCUGAGGUCCUGCCUGCGGGACAAGUACCGCCUACCUGAGAGUGGCCAGGACGAAGCCAUGGUGAAGAUGGCGGGAGACGACCUGGAUCUCCCUGAGGACCUAGCCAAGAUGGUGGAUGAGGAUGAGGAGGAGGAGGCGGUGAAUGACUCACUACUAGGACAGCUACAUCAACUGCAGAACAUGGACAUGGACCAGCUGAAGACCAAAGCCCAGACCACCAUGACAGAGAUACAACAGGUGGCUGAGGAGAAGUGUGUCGUCAUGUGAAGAGUGAUCAUCAGACUUCUUCUACCCAUUGAUCUUUCUUCAGCAAUUAAGCAGUCCAUUGUGUGAACGUCUACGUCAAGUGGGAUUUACCCAAUAAGCACCAAGCCUACGUCUUUGUUAUAAUUAUACAAUAGUGCAUGUUAAUCUUCACAGAACCACCAAAUCAUUCUGUUAUUCAAUUGCCUCAGAAAAUAUGAAUUACUGAGGCGCUGUGAAAUCAUACUGUAUAUUGUUGCUAAUGACGAUCACCUCCUCUCUGUUCAACUUCCACACAGAAACAGAAUUAAUAGAAUAGACAAAGCCCCUCAGUCCACGGGUAUUUGACUGGUACACUCAAUAUGGCCGCCGGUCCACCCAUCACAAAAUGUUGACUUCAAUGGGAAUAUCUGUUCUAGUAAUUAUAUUUUUAUGCAUCCACAUCCGAAACGGUUGAAACAGAGUCCAGACUGAUUAUUUUAACUUUCACACUAAUAAUUCUAUGUUAAACUGAUUAUGGCAGUAGGCCGAGAAUGGAAAAAGACAUGUAAAGACCUUACUCUGCUUAUGUCAAUUGGCGUGAGGUCAAAAUCAAAGGAAGCAUACAUCGAUUUACAACACCUGGUUUUCUGAGCAUUCUUUCAAAUGGUUAGGACACGUAAACAGCUUAAUCGGCAUUCCAGUAGCAUUGCAGCUGUGUAUUUGAUCUGCUCAUGCACCGGUAGCGCAAGCUUCCCUCUUAUGCACGAGUUAAGUGAGUUUCGGAAAUACUGAAAGUCUGCAUCUCAGAAGUAGUUUACACAUGCAAACUUUAUAUGUACAAACUCAGAAUCAAAUAGGUUUCGAAAAAAUUACAUGGUCACUGGGGUAGAACGUUUAUUUUGAUUCACGAUUUUCUGCAUUAAUAAAAGUCUCACGAGUAAACAGGAUUAUUAGGGAAAUCGUUUAUCCUCUAUGGGAUUGGUGUCCCCCCCGCGGGAUAAUUGAGCUAACGUAGGCUAAGAAGAUUAGCAUGAGGUUGUAAGUAACAAAAAAAAUCCCAGGAGAUAGACAUAUCUGAUAUGGGCAGAAAGCUUAAAUUCUUGUUAAUCUAACUGCACUGUCCAAUUAACAGUAGCUAUUACAGUGAAAUAAUACCAUACUAUUAUUUGAGGAGAGUGCACAAUUAUGAACUUGAAAAAAUAUUAAUAAACGAAUUAAGCACAUUUGGGCAGUCUUGAUACAACAUUUUGAACAGAUGUUUUAUUGGAUCAGUCUAAAACUUUGCAUAAACACUGCUGCCAUCUAGUGGAAAAAUCGAAAUUGUGCCUGGGCUGGUAUAAUACAAUUUGGCCUUUCUCUUGCAUUUCAAAGAUGAUGGUACAAAAUAAAUAAAUAGAAAAAGCGCAUGCUUUUUUCUUUGUGUUAUCUUUUACCAGAUAUAAUGUGUUAUAUUCUCCUACAUUCAUUUCACAUUUCCACAAACUUCAAAGUGUUUCCUUUCAAAUGGUAUCAAGAAUAUACAUAUCCUUGAUUCACAUCCUGAGCUACAGGCAGUUAGAUUUGGGUAUUGCAAAGCAUGUAAACAUUUCAAACAAACUAUUAUAUUAAUCUGACUAUCCACAAUAAUGGUAUUAUUGUGUGCAUGUAACUGUACAAUACAUGAAAAUACAAAUACAUUAAACUAGAAUAAGAUGGUCUGUCUAUAGAUAAAAACAUACAUUGUCAGAUUAUUUUUACAUUUUUCUUUGUCUGCUGCGUAGUAACGAAAAAUUAAAUACAUAUUAUGAGCAAGUCUUAUUGAUUAAGUAAACCGUAUAGAGAAUCUGAAGGCUAUAUGUGUUGUCCAAAAUGUAAGGUGAAAACAGUUGUUUGCUAUAGAGGUCAGGGGUUUCAAAAAUACUGUACAUUUCCCCAUACAUACCCAUCCAAUCCGGCCUGUGGGUGGUUGGAGUUAAUUUUUUGAUUUGACCUUUAUUUAACUAGGCAAGCCAGUUAAGAACACAUUCUUAUUUACAAUGACAGCCUAGGAACAGUGGGCCUUGUUCAGG